Molecule: messenger RNA, 1080 nt
Organism: Nylanderia fulva
Lineage: Eukaryota; Metazoa; Arthropoda; Insecta; Hymenoptera; Formicidae
Source: RefSeq, a predicted model, not a curated record
AGUCGCUUCAAUCUCGGGAAUCGAGAGUGAAAUUUGCGAAAGGUCGGAAUCAGUAUCUAUGCCAGAAAAUUUAACGAGUGGGAUGUCGACUUUAUCCGCAUCCAGCGUAGCCAAUUUGGCGACUAGCGUCGGUGCAUUGGGUGAUAUACGUCAACAAUAUCUGGAAGAGCAAAUCUUGGAGGACCAGACAAAUGAAGAAACUCUAAAGGAGAAAGAGAAUGAGAAGGAAAACGCCGAGGAAAAACAAAAGGAGUCAAAGUAUAAGAAAUUUGUGAAGGAGCUUCUGGACAUGUCGCUCGUAAAAAAUUGGGCUUUCUUGAAUAUAUGUUUUGGCGUUUGCUUUGUGUCCACUGCCGACUUUGACUUCUCCUCUUUUCUGCCUUUAAUCACGACCAAAUUGGGAUACACUGCACAAGAAACUGAGUUAACUGUUUGGAUUAAUGGAAUUGCUGAGCUGGUGUCGAGAGUUUUACUAGUAUCUUUCACAAUGAUAGUGGAUGUAAAGCCAAAAUAUCUGUUCUUCGCGGGUAUGAUUUUGAUGGGAUUUGCAAAACUAGGUUUUUUAUUAUGCGAGCAUACGCUUAAGGGAGUGUUAAUUACGACAGCGUUAAUCGGUUUUGUUCGUGCGUGGCUGUUGGUUUCACAGUCUAUAGUCAUUAUCGAUGAUGUUAGCAUAGAAAAGUUUGCCUCGGCUUACGGUUUCUUUGGAAUGAUUUCUUGUUUACUUUCUUUAACCUGCAGCGCCACCGUAGGACUUAUUAUUACUGGGAACUAUGAUAUGUAUCAAGUCUUUCUACUAGUAUUACAAUGUACAUUCAUUAUACCUUGGGCUCUACAGUUUAUCUUUGUGCAUCUUAGAGAACGACGAAGGCCACAUGCACAGAAUAUUAUUAUAUAGUCUUUAUCCAAAAAAGAAUAUAGAAUAUAUGUCAGGUAUUUUAUUAUAAAUUUUUGACCCACAACUCAUCGAACAUGUUGGAAGAAAAAACAAUUAUCAAUUAAAGUACAUUAUCGUGCUUGUUUCUUCUAUAAUACUAUUAGUUUUAUUAUUUAGCUUUAUUAUUUGCCAUCUUUAAUAUA